Molecule: messenger RNA, 774 nt
Organism: Vitis riparia (riverbank grape)
Lineage: Eukaryota; Viridiplantae; Streptophyta; Magnoliopsida; Vitales; Vitaceae
Product: cyclin-U2-1-like
Biological process (GO): regulation of cyclin-dependent protein serine/threonine kinase activity
Molecular function (GO): protein kinase binding
Source: RefSeq, a predicted model, not a curated record
UCCAUCUCCCUUCCCCUCUCACUCUUUGAAAUCACAGAGAUGGAAUCAUCAUCAUCAUCAUCAUCAUCUGCCCUCACAAUCUCUCCUAGAAAGCUGAGGACCGAUCUCUACUCCUACUCAUACCAAGAAGAUUCAAACACCCCACUAGUCAUCUCAGUCCUGGCUUCCCUGAUCGAGAGAACAAUGGCCAGAAACGAAAGAAUCGCAAAGAACAGCCCGAGGGGUCUGUCCAGAUACCUGAGAACCGGGGUGUUUGAUUGCCAUGAGACUCCAGACAUGACCAUCCAAUCAUAUCUAGAGAGAAUCUUCAGGUAUACCAGAGCUGGACCAUCUGUAUACGUGGUCGCCUACGUCUACAUCGAUCGCUUUUGCCAGAUCAAUCCCGGGUUCCGCAUCAGCGCCAGCAAUGUACACGGACUUCUCAUCACCACAAUCAUGGUCGCCUCCAAGUACGUCGAAGACAUGAAUUACAGAAAUUCGUACUACGCAAGAGUGGGAGGAUUAACCACCAACGAAAUGAACGAAUUAGAGGUGGAGUUCCUAUUCCUAAUGGGCUUCAAACUGCAUGUGAAUGUGAGUGUCUUCGAGAGCUACUGCAGCCAUUUAGAGAGGGAAGUGAGCAUUGGAGGAGGAUACCACAUAGAGAAGACUCUCAGAUGCGCCGAAGAAAUCAAAUCACGACAGAUUGUAGAAAGGAGAUACAAUCGGAUUGCCAGGGUCACUUUGUAAAUUAAAUUACCACUUUUUUUUUCUUUUUCUUUUUUUUUUGUGGGU